AUGGCUAUGACAUCACCAAUUGGAAAAACAACGUCACUUAUGGCGGAGACAUGGGAUUUCUUCUUAGCAGCUAGGAUAGCAGUUACCGAAGACUGGCAAAACAUACACUUCGAAACAGACUCGACAACUUUGUUGAAUCUAAUUGUACGAGAACAUUCAGAGGCUCCAUGGAUCAUUCAAACUAUGCUGCAGGAAAUACGAGACCAUCUGCAACAACUACGAAGAUAUGUGGUUACACACACGUACAUGGAAGCUAACCAGGCAGCGGAUGGACUUGCAGACUUUGCGGCAAAGAAGCAGCUACAAAACGGAAAUGGCAGCACCAACAGUAUAUCGACAAACAUUUGGGAACACACCUGCCCUGAUUUCCUCAAUGUAAUUGUAAUGAAUGACUCAAUGGGGACCCCCUAUCCCAUAGAAGUUCUUGUUUAA
This is a messenger RNA of Papaver somniferum (opium poppy), 432 nucleotides long. RefSeq lists its product as uncharacterized. Bases 1 to 432 code for a protein of 143 amino acids. The record is from RefSeq and is a predicted model, not a curated record. Gene Ontology annotation, molecular function: RNA-DNA hybrid ribonuclease activity; nucleic acid binding. Lineage: Eukaryota; Viridiplantae; Streptophyta; Magnoliopsida; Ranunculales; Papaveraceae. The transcript has a single exon.